This is a messenger RNA of Trichoderma virens Gv29-8, 2010 nucleotides long. RefSeq lists its product as uncharacterized. Bases 1 to 2010 code for a protein of 669 amino acids. The record is from RefSeq and is a predicted model, not a curated record. The transcript has 2 exons. Lineage: Eukaryota; Fungi; Ascomycota; Sordariomycetes; Hypocreales; Hypocreaceae.
AUGCCUAAAGUGGAGGAUGGCGGCCACCCUUCUUGGCCUGCAGAAAGCGAAUCAGAUGGCGGUGUCGGCCAGUUUGACAUUGACAUCACCAAUGUUACAUUGUGCCAAGUCUGUAGGGUGAGUGUCUGUUGGCAAGACAUGAAGAUGUGCGUCGGGUGUGCCUCUGGAGCGCCGAGGCCCCUCCCCAGCAAGUUUCUGAGACAGCUGCGGGAUGACCUCGCACGCACCGACUCAACCGUCGUUCUGCGGUGGCUCGACGGGAGGGGACGCAUUGUGCACCGCGGAAAGGUGGAACGUGCAGCAGCAUGCGGUGACAAAUCACACAUGGCGGACAUGUGUGAGACUCUCUCCAUGUAUGCGCUGAAGAACGGUUGGGCCGCUUGGGCUCUGGAUAUCGCAAAGGACGAGCUGCGCGGGAAAGCUGUGGAGAAGGGACUAGUAAGCGGGUAUAAGCGCAGCCGGCCGAUCGAGGACGACGCUGGUCCCAUAACGCACUGGUGCUCGUGCGGCAAUCAGAAGCUAGAGACGUCUGGACAGUCACAAUCCCUGUCCAUCGAGGUCGCCGCCGGGGCGUUGGCGAAGCGGACCAAAUCAGCGAAACCACAGAAGCCCAGCACAUUGACACGACAAGCCGGCAUAUCCAAGAAACAGGCCAAAGCGACAAAGAAGCAGCCCAUUGUGUCGACAAGACAGCUCCGAUCAUCGACAAAGCUUCUCGAAGCAUCCGCAGCCCAAGCCCAAGCCCAAGCCCAAGCCGCUGCUGCCGCUGCCGCAAAUGCCCCUCCCAAACAAGAGGCGGUGCGUUCUCGCGUGCCCACCAAGGACCAAAUCGAAUUGGCAUACGAACGUGGAAUGUGGUCGGGUGUAACGCCUCAGAUCUUCGCCGACGCAUUGUGGCUGGCCGGAACUGGUCUCCGCCAGAUCGAGAAGGCGAGCGGUAAAUCCAGCAAAGAAGUAGCCAAGGGCGCGCGUGGCUCCGUCGAAACCAUGGUGCUGCAUUACUACUUCAUGAACAACCACAUCAACACACUGGCAGAUGCACUGGAUUUGACGGUGCUCGGAGCCUACCUCACUGCAUUGGACCAUGGAAAUGUCCGAGACAGCGACUUCACACCAUAUACCGGCGAUGUGGCGCGCCACGCAAGCCUGGCUCGAUGGACGGUUGCAAUGAUGGAGCUCGCCGUCCAAUGGCCAACGAUGCUGGAUUGGCACGCAGGAAGUUUGUCAAGUCUGGGGCUGGUACGGGGCCUGGAGCUGCGUGCGUGGGUGUUCGCCGCCCAUUGGGAUGUCCUUAUGCACUACGAGCUCGCCAGCAGUCUCGAAUGGGAGGAGAGGCUGCCGUCGUGGCUAUACGUCGCAUCUGCACUUGGACACGACGUAGGCGAUCUCUGUACCGACACGCGGAUGGGCUGCAUAGACAACGCCUACUUCGCCGUGGGGGGCACGGCUGGAUAUGAGGGUGUGGCCGCCUGCAUGGACAUUGUGUGCGACGCGCUUGAAGCGGUUGUGCUCCGGGACACGCGCGGCGCCAUCGAUGUAUGCGCUGUUUCCGGCAGCGCCUGUGCAACCUUUGAGCGGGCGGGCGGCAAUCUGUGUGCUUGCUCCAAUGAGGCUUCGUCGAGCUCAUGCGAGGUCCAUUCCGUGCUGGCUUCCAUCUGCGGCGACCGACGAAUCACUGCCGACGACGCCGCCUAUUUCGUCGGGCUCCGGGAUGCCAUCAGAUCGCGCUGCCAAGAGCUGCCCCGGUUCCGCUCCAGAGACAUGGCGCAUCUUAACCAUGCGGAUCGUGAGAAGGUGUAUGCGCAGGGCCUGGUGGCGAUCGCGACGGGCGGCAGCGGUGCAAAGCAGGCCCACGCACGCCUGCAGGUGGCCUAUUCGAGUGCUGCUCAGUCAUUGUGCGGUCAGCUGCGACGGAUGGCAGCGGAUCUUCGGCAGCGGAUUGGCCACGAUGCGUUGAAUCUGAGCAACGACUGCAUGUGUGGCGGAGAGUGCACUAGAGCAGGCGGCUGA